Molecule: messenger RNA, 16476 nt
Organism: Cinara cedri
Lineage: Eukaryota; Metazoa; Arthropoda; Insecta; Hemiptera; Aphididae
Source: the annotation of a GenBank genome assembly
CGGCCGCUCCAACCGGUUGCAUUGGCAAAACGUAAAUCGUGCGCGACGGGUGUAAACAAAAUCGUGUAUUUUAUUAAUAUUGCAGUAAACGCCGCGCGCGCGUUAACCGCGCCGUUCGUAAAUAAAAGCGUAAAUAUUAUUAUCGUAUAUUAUUAUAAUACGGCCGACAACAACAACAACAACAACAACAACAACAACCGUACAAUAUCGCUACGAUGGCGUAUUAUUUUGCGCGGUUACAAUAACGGCCGAUUCGCUUAUACCUAUCGCUUUUUCCCCAACCCCAUUCCCACCCACCCCGGUGAAUGAUAAUUUGUUCGGUGAUUUUUUUUUUUUUUUUACCCCCUUCCCCGGUUUUUUGUUCGGUUAACGUUGUCCGGCAUUUUUUCGUUUGUUUUUCUGAACGUUUCCGCGUGCUAUUCGACUGUCGCGAACGAACGCGCGCGAGUGUAGGUAUAUAACACACGCGCAUACACCCGAGUGCCGCGGCAACAGCAGCAUGGACAUGCUGAUCGUGAAGCUCGAAGAAGUCGACGACGGCGGGAGAAAACCUCUCAACAACAACAACAACAACAACAACGUCAACGUCAACAAUAACAACGGUUGCAAGAGCAAACUCAACGGCGGCGGCGGCGGCGGAAAUACGGCGGCUGCGGCGAAAACUUCCACCGCGGCCGGCGGCGGCGGAACGGCCAGAUCCGAGAAACCCCCGUACUCGUACAUAGCGUUGAUCGUCAUGGCCAUACAAAGUUCGCCCGUCAAGAGGCUGACCCUAAGCGAAAUCUACGCGUUCCUGCAGCACAGAUUCCCGUUUUUCAGAGGAUCCUAUCAGGUACGAUAAUAACGUUUUAAGACGUAUAGGGCGCACGCGGCAUUUCAUUAAUGUCGAUCGAAACUAAAAGUUUAUUAGGUAUUGUAUCUCGAUAUAAUAAAACGUUGCAGAAAAAAAAAAAACACUUAAAAUAACGCAACACAGAUAACAUCAUGAAAAACCUCGGUGAAAAAAAAAAUACGCAAAUUAUUUUACGCACUAAUUUCGUUUUAAAAUAAAGGAAUUUUAAAAAUAAAUAAAAAAAAUUAAAUAAAACUAAAGUUGCGAAUCAAUUGAUUUACGUGGUAAAAAAACAAUAUGUAUUAUAGCUGCUGCGUCUGCAAUAGAAAAAUAUGAACAAAUAUCCGAAUGUCAAAAUUGUACAAUAUUAUUAUUUACUCUCUAUAUUAUAGUGCAUAAAAAAAAAAAAGACGACAACUCUUACAAAAAAACCGAGACUUAAAAACUAAGUGAAUUUAGUUCAUAGCAUUUUUUAUGAGUUCCUAGACGCACCAAUAUACUAGAAAUAUAAAAAUUUCAAUCGUUUAUAUGUCUGCACGGUUAAACAUUUUUUUUUUAUAAAGUCACAAAAAUUAAAUACACGACAAGUCCGUGAACACGGUCGAAACACUGACUCUGUCCCGCCACCGUCGUAUCAUACUAAUGCUGAGCCCUUGAGAAUACUUCAAAUUUUAUAAACAAAAAUUAUAUAAACAACAAACUUAUAAAAACUAAUGGGUACAGUUAGUCUAGUUUCUCUAGAAACGGAUUCCCGUAGUUGCAUAUUUACUGUCGUGACCAGUGUUGUGUUUUAUCUAUAGACGAAUAUUUAUCUAGAUAGGUUUAUUUUCAGCUUUUAUCUUAUCUAGAUAAAUGAGAAAUAAGUUAUGUGACCCAUUUAUAUAAUUAAUUUAAUUUCAAGUAUCAUUGUUAAUUUUAUAUGUACUAAUAAAAGAUAAUUUGAAUCUUCUAGAAAAAAUGAAAAAAAUAAUAUCAAAUAUUCUAUUAGUUCGUUAACUAGUUUGUUAGUAAUUUAAUUAAUUAUAAUAUGUAUUGAUAAAUACAUUUUUUAUUUUAUUUAUUUGUUUAUUUAACGGACGGAAGUUCAAUAUACGUGGGACACAUUUGUACACAUAUUUGUGUACAAUAAAAUGAGAUAAAAUCAAUCAUACAGCCUUUAUGUGAAAUCCAGAUGUGUACCAAAUCUGGUACCUACACAUAUUUACUAUUUUUAGCAUCUGUGAUGGGUAAUGAACAAAAUUAUCUUUUUAAUUUUUUUUUAUUUAAAUUCACUUUUUUUUGUAGAUAAUUUAAUUGUUAUGUAUCUUUUAUCCACAUCUAGAUAAUUAUUUUAUCAAUUAUCUCUUAUCUUUAUCUAGAUAUUAUUAAAUGUAACUAUAUUUAUAAAACACGGGUUAUGAUGCAAAUUCAUUCCAAAAACAAUAUGCAAUCGUGAUUUAAAGAUUCAUCAGAAACAGGUGAUCUUGAUCUUGAUAAUGGCAUUUCGUUUGUCAAUUUUGGUUAAAUAUUGGUAUGAAGGGAAAAAAAAGGUUUUUAUCAAGAAAAUACCUCGGAUAAUAUAACAUUGUUCCAAUAAUACCUGCACGUAGUCGGUUGAAAAUCGAAGAAUUUGCUAAUUCAUUUUCUGUCGAUAAUUUUCUUGUAACGUGUAAAAAAAAAAAAAAACAUAAUCAUGGGUUUUAAAUUUGUUUUUGUUAUAAAUUUGGUACUUGAAUUUUGUUUUGAAAUCGUGCUUUUGGACAUUGGCUAAUUUUAAAAUGUAAUUUCCCAACAAUUUUUUCCUUUUUGCCAUCGAUCAAAUUUUUGUAUUUUGAUGCAUUUUUAAAAUUUUCGGUCAAACAUUUAGGCGAGAAAACAGUUGGGAGAUCCUUUCUCACUUGUUAACUGUUUUUUUUUUUUUUUUUUUUUAUAUAUUUUUAAAGCCAUUUCGUUGUCAUUUCGGUAUAUUGUACAUGACAUACGUACUUCACGCAAAAUUAUUGGCACUUGACAUUUCGAAAUUGUAUACAAGUAUAUUCGNCUGUUUUUUUUUUUUUUUUUUUUUUUAUAUAUUUUUAAAGCUUUUUAAACCUUCUUGUAGCACCAAUACAUACCAGUAAUUUACGUCCAUCCUAUCUAGAGCACAUGCAAUUACAUUACUUGAACCCAUCUUUGCACCACUGUAGUUACGAACAAAAUAUGUCUGUGCGUUAUUAUCCGUCUUUUUUUUAUAUUUUCACGAUUUUAGAGAAUAAUUUUAUCCGACUUGUUUACAGUUUAUGUCAACACUUGAAAAAAAAAAACAAUUUCUCGUUACUUCUCGACCGUUGUCAUUUCGGUAUAUUGUACAUGACAUACGUACUUCACGCAAAAUUAUUGGCACUUGACAUUUCGAAAUUGUAUACAAGUAUAUUCGUAUAUAAGCGUGUGCAUCCAACAAUGUUAUCGGAUAUUUAAUAUAAACAUCAUCUACAAUUUUUUGUGAAAAUAUAAAUAUAGCAAAUAUAUUGUAUUUUCCAGGGAUGGAAAAAUUCGGUACGACACAAUUUGUCCCUGAACGAGUGUUUCAUAAAACUGCCCAAAGGACUGGGACGUCCGGGCAAAGGCCACUACUGGACGGUGGACCCGGCGUCGGAGCUCAUGUUUGAAGAGAGCUCGUUCAGACGAAGACCUCGAGGAUUCCGGCGCAAGUGCCAGCAGAAGACGACCACCCCGACCGUCGGCGGCGGAGGGUACCAGACAUCGCAGUACCAUCAACAUCUCCAUCAUCAUCAUCACCAUCCCAACCUACAACAGCAACAUCAGCAUCCGAACAGUCAUCAUCAGCAGCAGCAGCAGCAAUCACAACCGCAGUCGCAGUCGCUGCCGUUACCACAGUCGUUGCCUCAGCCACAAUCGCAGACACAGCCGUCGGCCCAACAACAGCAACCGGUAACCCAAUCGCAACCACUUUCACAAUCGUCAGCGCCGUGUUACCUGCACGAACAGUACGAUUAUAAGGACGCCGCGGCCGCGAUGGUCACCGCUGGUUACCAGCAACAGGACUAUGGUAGCAGUGGCAGCGGAGGUGGUAGCAGUGGCGGCGGCGGUUAUUGCGGCAGGACCGACCAGUUGGACCAUUUCUCCGCAAGCUUUUGGCAAAGUCAAAAGCCUGAUAGUUAUAUUGGUGGUGCUGCAGGCGCAGGCUCGGGCGCCGGCUAUCAAGAUCAAUUUGACUACGGUUGCCAGUACAAUUUAACUCACGAUAAUGGUAAGCAUUUUUUUUUUUUUUUUUAAUUUAAUGUCGAUAGAUAUAGAUAGUAAUUUUAAUAAAUAAAAUAACUGAAAACAAUUAUCGUUUUCUUACAAUUAUUAACUGUAUGUCUGUAUGAAUGUGGCGUUUUUUUUACUAUAGUUGUGGUAUCUAAGUUGAAAUUGGAGUUAAAAAAAAAAAAAAAAAAAAAAAAAAAAAGAGCUGAUACUGCUAUUAGGCGCGCCACAGUUGUAGAUAGAAAGUUAAGAAGGUGGAAUGUAUGAACUUAUCUGUAAGCACCUUAAAAGCGUUAUUUUAGAUUUUUUCUGUGGGACUGAAUUAGUAUGUUUGUUUUUUUUUUUUAUUUUAUUGAUUAACUAAGAACAAUUUAAAAAAAUUCAUAACUAAUUACUAAUACAGUUUACGUUUCAUCAACAUAAUAAAUAUUAAUUGCACAUAUGAUCAGUUUCGACCCGGUUUUAAUUAUUUAUUUAAUAAUGUAUUACCUAUGAGUUAGACAUCGUUAGGUUAGGUGUGUCUUCAUCAUCGUUGAAGUAAUAUGUGAUAACUGUCAAUGUUUUACGAGUAAUUUUGUUGUUAUUUAACUUUAUAUUAAGAUGUAAUUUAGAAUUUUUUUUUCUUUAAUAAUAAUUAUUAAAAGUACAAAAAAAUGUAAAAUUUAACAGUUUUGAAAAUAAAUAUUAUAAUGUAGUAUAUAUAUAUAACUAAUAAUACAAUAUAAAUAUCGUAAAUCUCACUAUUCUCACAAGUCUUGUCUGCAGUUAACCCGAAAUUUUCGGAACUUGAUAUAUUUCCAUUUUUUCUCUUUAGCUCUGUAAUACGUUGAUCGUUUCAACAAAAAUUUGCGAUGGAAUUUAUUAUAUCAUGGUACAGUUUUUAUUUUGUUUUUUUCAAAUUUUUGAAUUUUUAAAUAAUCUUUAGUGUAUAUCUAUCUACCUAUUGUAAUGCAUUUUAAAAGUUCUCAGUGUACAAUUAAGUAAUUAUGAAUAACAUAUUAUCUUAAGAUAUUAUGUUUUUAUAAUAUGUGCUUAAUUUAAAAAUUGGUUCUAAAAGAACUUUUAUUUUGAAUCUUUGGCGCGUUCUUCCAUUUGUGUGUCUUUUUAAUCUUCAAACGAAAAUGUAUUUCAUCAUAAAGCGAAGCAGAAUGUUUGGAUUUGUAUAUUUUGAGGAUAAUAACAUGGGUUCGUACAAUUAUACGAACACGAGUACAUCUAUGUUGUAUAGUACAUACGUUAAAACAUUUUAAGUGGUUAUAUAGUGACAAUCAGCUGUAAAUGUGACAAUUUGGGUACAUGACGUGAUUUUGUUUUAAAUAUUUUGCACAUCAAGUGCUUCGGUGACCUCACUUCACAAUCAUAUGUGGAUCGUAAAUUAUAAUAAUAAUAAUAAUUUUUUUUUUUUGACAAUCUAAGCGAUACAUUUUAUGUCAAUGAACUUUACGUUCAUGUUUCUUGUGAAAUUUGAACGUAAAACAAUUUUACGUCGUUAUCAUAUUGACCACAAUGAAACCAUUCAAAUAAAUACAAAAUUAAACUAAUAAAAGAAACUUAAAAAUUUGAUAAGGAAUUUUCAUUCAAAUAUUUAAAAUAAUAUACUGAAGUUACUUGCAAAUUUGAACCUAUAUUAAUUCUAAGUAUAACAAAGGAGUUGUGUUCAUUUUACAAAAAUGUAGUAUACUUUGUUUACUCGAAAAACAUAUUUUCGGUUAGUAAAGAUGCUUCAAUUUUUCCAUGUUAUACCUUAAAAUGUACGGAUUUGAUGCUUGAUUGUAUUUUCUUUGAAAAACGUUUUGCAACUUCCAAUACUUUUGUCAAACAAAGUUUUUUUAUACGCUUUAAUUUUUUCAUGUGGCACUUCAAAAGAUAUGGAAUUUGUGCCCAAAGUACUUCAUUCGAAAUAUUUAUAGAAAUUUUCAGCAGUUUACCUUCUAUGUUCUUUUUUUUUUUUUUUGUUGGUCUCUAAGUUACCUUUUGAAAUGAAAUACUUCAUAGUUGCAUUCAGUAUAAAAAAUAAAUAAAUAAAUUAUCCUGUGUAUUAGUGGUGGUCAAACGGUCGAUCGAAAUCGACCGGUAGAUCGCAGAUGAUUUAAAUUGAUCCGUUUCAAUAGAUAGCGGUCGAUUGAUCGCACGACAAUUGAUAAUAUACGGCAGUUGAUAGUAAACGAUAAUUAAUGGUGUCAUGAGGUUUUUUUAAUUUCGAUUUUUUACAAAUAAACGUUAACACAUUUAUCAAUAAUUAAAAUAAUAAUAAUAGGUUCUCACAAAUAGACUAUGUCAAUAAUAAUAAUAAUAAUAAUACUAUUUUUUCAGAAAUAAACUUUAACAAAGUUUUUAAUGAUUAAAAAUAUAAUAGUACUUAUAAUAAAAAAACCAAAUUUGCAGUUGAAAAUUAUGCGCAACCUCUCGUAAAUAAUCUUUUUUAUUUCUAUUAUUAUAAUCACUGCAUAUAUUUUGAAUUUUUUUUGCUCGAUCAUUAUACUUAUUUUUAUGGUGGUUGAUUUCCUGCGAUCAAUUGUUCAACUUUCAACCGAUUGACACGUUCUUAUUUUUGUAGUGCAGUAAUAAAUUUCCAUGUAGAUGGAUGAAUCAAUCAAUUUAACGUUGACGAAAAGCAGUUAUGCUAUCCCUCCAAUGAAUUGUUUGUUUGAGGCAAAUCUGCUUCCACAAGAAAAAAACAGUUUCAAAUUGAAAAUUACCAAAAAUAAGAUUUUAAUAAAAUGAAAAUGUUGUCGAAAACGCCGUACACUGUCAUUUGUCGUAUAAUAUCAAUUAUCGCGCGAUCUAUUGUCAUCAAUCUAUUGUCGCGCUAUCAAUUGACCCUUAUUUAUUGACGAUAUACCGAUUCAAAUGUCGGUCUCCAUUUUGUUAAAAUGUAUUUUUAUGUGAUUAUGCAAAUAAAUAACGAUUUCUGAUCAUUUUUAUCUCGAUAUAUUAUCAUUAUUUUGUUAUAAAUUUAUCAAGUUAUACAAUUUCACAGAGUUUAUCCUGGCAAUUGUAUUUACAAUAAUUACAUUAUAUUAUUCUUAAUAAUAAUGUGACGAAAAACAUUAUAUAAUUAUACAUUUAAAUUUUAUAAUUUUGUGUGUGCAUGUGUUUGUAUAUUAUUAAUACCUAUUAGGUAAUUUAUAAUUAUACAUUUUUGUUAGAAAGUUGAUCCUCAAAGGAAAAAUAUAUUCUUAGUAGUUUCUCUACUAUUAGUUCUCUAAGUUUGGGCACUUUUGCUGUAUACGAGUUAUACUAGUUAUCCUACUUUCCCAACUAUCGAUGUGACUAAUCAGCGAGUAGUAUCAAAUUUUUAUUUUUCUAAAUAAUAUAAAAAUAGAAAAUUAUGGGUCAGGUCCAAAGUACUAUUAAAGAUUUAGUUAAAAAAUUAUUUCUUGGCUAACGAUUUACAUAGAAAAAAUGAUAAUCGAAAUCGUUAUUUCUAUGUCAAGUAACAAGUAUAAUAUAAUAUAUUAUUACAUAAUAGUAUUAAAUUUUGUUUUGUUUUUCCUAAUUUGCAUUUUCAAAAAAAAAUUUUAAAUAUUGUAAACAACUGUUUUUCCCGGUUUCUCGAAAUUAUACAUAUGUUAAUUUUAAAAUAUUAUGUAUUUAUAUAAUAUUAAUUUUACAUUAAUGUAAUAUUGUCGGUAUACAAAUAUUAAAAUGAAUUAAUUUAUUUGUAUUAAUUAUUGUUAUGCUAAAAGCUUUAAUAUAAUUAUUUAGUUUCUCUUUCCCUUCCCUAAAUAGAUUUAAUUUUAAAAUUGUUUUAAUAGAAAACCGGCAGGUAUUUAUAUUACUGUAUACCUGUACUAACAUAGAUUAUGAACUAGAAGAAAUACGUAAUAUCUGCAACAAAAUGUUGCAUAAUUUAAAAAUAUAUAUGAAUAGUAAGUAAAUUCAUAUUAUAUUAACUCACAACGAAAUAUGAAUUUUCAAAACUUCCGUUUGUUUCUUAUAUUAUGGGCGAAGCAAGGAAUUAGGUAUUAGUUUUAGUAUAAUGUGUUUUUUCUAUAAAUAACUUUUCUACCAAGAUUCUUGAUUUGACCAUCAACUUUAUGGGUGGUUGAAAAGCUAGUACUUUUUGAAGGUCAUUUUUUGAUUUUUCUCCACGUAUUUCAAUAAUCGGGAAAGACCCACAGGUAAAAACAUCGGAAAAACGGGAAAGUUUACAUUUAGGUAAUCGGUUUCUGUUAUUCUCGAUUUUGUUUCGUUUUGUUUUUUUUUAUGGUUGGAUUCAGUUUAAAAUAAUCGUAUAGACAAUAGACCUGACAUGUCAUUGAAUACAUCAAUACUUUCUAGAAGUAGUACAAUUUUCAAAAUAUUCUGGCGAUUUAUGAGCUAUUUAUAGUCAUUUGAAAUGUUUUAGUUGUUUUAGUUUUUACAUGAUUUUACGCGAAUGCAAUUAUAUUGGUUGCGCAAAAGCAUCAGUUCUUUUUUGUUUCGAUAUUUAUUGGGCACCAAUCUAGAUACCCGAUUAUAUAAUAUAUGUAUUAUGGGACAUGUAGGUGAUACUAUAAACGAUAGUAAUAGUAUACAGAAUUUACAGUUUUUUUUUUUAACGAUUUGAGAAAAAAAAUGUCUGAUGUCUAAUGCAUAAAAGUACCUAAUAGCUAUAAUUGUGCAAUAUUUAAAUUAAAUAUUAUUUAAAUAUACGUCAUAUUAUACGAAAAAAAUGAAUCAAUUAUUAUUAGGUACUCUACGUGCGCACAUAAUAUUAUUAUCCUAUAGAGAUCCAACUUGAUUAUUAUACCCAGCUGUUAACACACUUAUCACCAUCGAAUUGUAGUCACCGAGGCUGGUCAAUGUUCGCAUAAUAUACUUGUGGUAUCACGGUUAUAAUAUAUUAUAGAGUAUACAGAUAUAAGAGCGUGUUUGUCGAAUUGUUAUUGAACUCAAGUGGCCACGGUCCACUGAUACUCUGAAUUUUUUUUUUAUUGUUAUUGCUACGCAGAAAACCGUAAGUUCCACUAGUACCAGGAUAAUAUUAAAGUAUACUAUAUACAUAUUCGAGUAUAUGAACAGUGUUGAGCUAUGUCUGUAUAUGAAUCAUUUUUCUAGAUAGAUAUAUUUUUAUUUUUUAUCUUGUAUAGAUAAAUGAGAAUUAAGUUAUCUGAGUCGCUGUUUGAAAUAUUUUCUAUCUGUACGCCGUCCAUUUAGUUAUUAAGAAAACAACUAGAAAAAUCCGAAAAUUGAUCUACACAGACCAGCUAAAACACAAAUAAUUGAAAUUCCCUAUCAGAAUAACAUGUUUUACACUUAUAAAUAGGAGUAUAAUUUCUAGUAGAAAAAUUGUUCGCACAUAUAAUCUCUUAGAAUCUAAAAAAAAUUACUUUCAAUGUGAAAAAAAAAAAUCAUUGACAAGGUUUAUCUAUACAUUUAUUAAUGAUUUUAAAUGUUUUAAUGUUUCAAAAACUAUUUGAAAUUGUUCAGAAAUAAUAAAAAUGGAUUUCCAGGAAUUUUUACUUCCAUUUAAAUGUCUCAAUUUGUUCGGUUGUUUUUUGAAAAUAUUGAACCCUAAGUACUUUACAUAUAAGUACGUGCAUUUUUUGACUAGAAAACUUGCUCCGUUCAUCAACAUCAGGGAAAGACCAUUUUUGAUUUUUGAUAACAGUAUAGAUAAAUGAUAUAUUAAAUAUUAGAUUCUGAGUAGAACAAUAAUAAGUUGAUUGAAAUUUCUUAUUGUUUUCAAAGAUGUGGUUUUUUUUUGGUAAAAUACUUUUUUGUUGAUAAAAAUGCUCCUAUAUUUUUACGCAUGCAGUACCCUAAAAGAUGACAAAUUCCGGCUCGUGUUAUUUUAUAGAUUAUUUCGACAGUUCACUGUAAGGGUUUUUUUUUUUAGAUUCCUAGUGGAUCAAAGAACCUUUUGUUUUUACAAAGAUGUUUAUUUAUUUAUUUUUUUCAUCUGUGCGCAAUUUUUCUACCAGAAAUCUUUCUCUAAUUUUUAAAUGUAGUACCUUUUCUGUAAGGAAAUCGAUGUGGGGAGGUACUUUAAAGAAGUCAUUUUUUUAUUUUUUCACUAGUUUUAUCAAUAAAUGGAAAAUCUGGGAAAAUCCAUGGGAAAACCGUAGAAAAAACGGGAAAGUAGGUACAAUAUUAAAUACAUAUUUGUAAAUUAAAUAUAUAUUUGCUUAUGCAUUUAUUUUAUCAUGAUAUGACAUAUAUAUUGUUGACAAAGUAACUACACUAUCAACUGAACUCCGCUCAGAAUUGUUUUUUCAUUAUAAAUGGUUAAUUAUUGCUAACACGUAAACAUCAAAUUACGUAUAGCAGUGGCUAUACCCGUCUCUCUUAUCCUAGGACGGCUUUUUUACUUUUGUUGAUUUAUGGGUUACCUUGGCAACACGACUAAUAUUUUGCUCAGAAUCUGUUUUCGUUUGCAAUAAUUUAUCAUUACACACAGUAUUAUACACGUAAUAUACUAUACAUUUUGAAACAUACAUCUACAACAGUGGCCUACCCAUGGUGUGGAGUACGUGCAGCUUUUGUUUUUAUUUUACACUGUCCGCGAAAUGUUUUCUCACGUACCAUAUGUGUGCAUCGUUGGUGGUAAACGAAUUUUCCUUUUUAUUCCCCCCCAUUAUCUCGAUAAAUAUACUUUUUUUUUCGUAUUAUUUAUGUUUUUGUGAUACGAUUUUGUUGAUAUACGUCACCGGGACUAAUUUACGAUAUUUGAAAAGUAAAACAAACACGAAUCCUUGUGAUGUCAAUAUUAUAUUAUAUUAUCUUCGUUUGUAUGACGAGGCUUUUUUUUCCGUUCCAUUCAAUUUGACGUUAACAAACCGCGAACGCGUCCGCGACGGCGUAUCAUUUAAAUGUGUAGUGUAGUGUGUUUCGUCGUGUUCAUAAAAUAAAAAAAAAAAAUAAUAAUAAUAAAAAAAUACAAUAAUAAAUAUAAUAUAGUUCGUAAUCCGUGGAGGACUAAUUUCAUAUCACAUGUUGGCAAUAAAAACAUUAUGAUAAUAAUAAAAUAUAUAAUGUAUAUAAACAUUAAACAUAUACUUACUAGUGUACAUAUAUUUUGACUAACAAAGAGCAGUCCUGUAGAAAAUUAAAAAAAAAAAUAACCAACCCCGUUGACUUUUUACGAGAUUUAUGUACGUACAAUACCUAUGUGGGUCAAUGGUUUUUUUUUUAUCGAUACGAUAUUUUUUUAUUCUGACCUAUAUAUUAUACGCGCGUUAUUAUAAUAUCCCUUCGGCACCCUCAGGGUGAGGACAAUGUUUUUGUGUAAGCAAUAUCGAAUAUAAUUAUACACGGUUCGGUGAGUGUGACGAGAACGUGAGUGAGUAAAAAAAAAAAAAAAAAUCGGGGGGCGGGGGAAGAAAUCCGGACGUACUUCGCACCAUGUGUAUAAUAUGUUGUAUACAGUAAUUUAAAUUAUAUCUAUCUCUCUCUCUCUAUAUAUAUAAAUCAUUGCACUCAAAAAACGAUUCGGAGUGGACGUAUUACGGUCGUGUUUUGUCCCCCUUGUAGUUUUAAACAUAAAGGUGUAACCCAGACAUCAAUAUAAAUAAAACCGAUGGCAUCGUGAUAUUUAUUGUCAGUUAAAUAAUUUUUAUCUUUGAAAAUACGACGUAAAUAAUAAUUUGGAGCGUUUUUACUAUAAAUAAAAAACCGUUUUCUGAGAAAAAACCGUAGUGACCUGCAAUAAGUGGGCGAACUGUUGUAAAUGUCAAUAAAUGUUUCAAUACUUGAAAAAUGCCGCACAUUUCUAGGAACCGAGCGAAAAAAUUGAUGCAUUUCAUUGGAUAAUAGUAAUUAAAUAUAAAAGUCAGUAAUUUUUUUCAGAACGAUUUCCCAAAGAAAAUGGGUAGAUACUAUCAGAUAAAAAAUCUGUAUCUUUUAAUGUAUUUGCGUGGUACGAUCAGAAAAAUUAACAGAAAUAAAACCGAUGUAUCGGCAUUCGUUGUCAGUUAUUUAACCAGAGAAAAUCCGCUGGAAGUUUCGAAAUGAUUUUAAAUUAAAAAACCACGCCUGGCGAAAAAUCGACGACCGAAAGAUUUUUUUUCGAGAAAAAACAACCGCAUCUAAAACCAUGAUAGCUACCAGGCUUUUUUGCAAGGAUGACUUCCAAUUGCACAAGAAUAAUUUAUUCUACAGUUCCUUACGGGGAAAAUUACCCUACAACCCCCCACAAUGUAUAAUUUAUUUUUAACUAAAAAAAAAAAAUUGUAGGUACAUAUACGAAAAUUAAUUCAAUUAGUAUUUAAUUUUUAUUCAGAAAACCAUGGCUUUCUGAGAUAUCUCGCCACGAAUAUAUCUUCGCGGGACACCCUGCAUAAAUAACCUUUUUUUUAUUUUAAUACCCCCAGAGUCUUUUUCUAUUUUUGGCGUCAACUCGGUUUUUUUUCACGCAUUGCCGUUGUGAAUUAGAUACACAUAUUUUACAUAAUUCUCAGACGCAAAUAUUACUAUGGCGUUUUAUGUUUCCCACUGUAUGAUUAGUUGCCCGCCGCACCUUACAGAAAAUCCCGAUAGUCACGCUAGGAAUCUCAACUAAUACAAUAAUAUUCCGAACGCGUGAUAAUGGCCGGGGUGCAAGACGACGGCGACGGACGACGAGACGUGUUUUUAUGCACUGCGUGUUUUACGUACACAGACAGACAGCUAUAAUAGCCUCGUCGUACGUGAAAUUUGGAUGGUAUUUUAAAUUAUUUUCGUAUGUGCGAGGUCAAGAUAGAGCGUAUUAGGUAUAAUGUGUAGACACAUAUAUGUACGUAUGCAUAUAGGUAUUCAUCGCCGAUCGCGUAGGUCCCUGUUGGAAACGCACGUGGCCUUGUCAAAAAAAAAAUUUAAAAAAAACACAACACCGAAACCACUUGUUCCAAUCGUGUCGUAUGUACCGUAAUACGUGAAAUACGAUGACAUAAUAUUUUUGCCCUUUUUUUCUUAGGUUUUUUUUUUUUUUUUUAUCGCUCCGUCGAUUUCACCGCACUACGACAGUGUGUGUAGUACGUUUUGGCCAAAAGUCAGACAAGGUACAAGUGGGUGUGAAUAAUGUAUAUAUGCGCGUCUGUUCGCAGACGCCAGCUAUUUAAUAUAAAUUACGGUGUGUAUUAUAUACUUAUGUAUAGUACCGAUUUACUUUGGUGGCCGGCGGACGACGGACGCGUUUCGGCCGGUCGAUUUUUGAAAUUAAAUGUUAAACGUCGAACGUUCGAAUCGUAUGUAUUGCGUGCGUGCGCGUGCGACUUUACAUAAAAAAAUUACAUUCUUCAAGUGCCCGGUAUUAAACUAAUAAGACUAUAAAUACCUGUAUAUUUCACGCGUAUAUUUAUAAACGACAGUCUGAGGGGGGAUAGGAGGGCUACAUACUCUUGGCGAGACCUUUUUCCCCGAAAUAAAAAUAAGUUUUUUUUUUAAAUUUGUUCAUUUAUCAUUUCGUGUAUAUUUUUCAAUAUCGACGGCGGUCGGCAUUUAUCAUUGUAAUAUUAGUACAUAAUAUAGUUUCACAUACGUCGAGGUUCUUGUAGUUUUUUUUUUUUUUAAAAAAAAGUAAAUUUCUCACAAUGUCGGUGAAUAUUUCAAAUAGAGUACCAUCGGACGAAUAUCCGCAUCUCUUAAGGUACCUAUGACAUGAAAAAAAUCUGAGCCAGUUUGACUAUCCAAAAAAGUGUUUUCUGUUGGGAAAAAUACGUAGGUUUUUAGAAAACUACUAGCUUCACUACUCUCAGAAUCUAAAAAUAAAAAUAAGAGACGAAACAUUGUGGCGCCUUCUUCUUGCAGCUCGGGGCUACAGUACCCCCAUGGCCUUCCUUUAUCAACCUUUAUUCGAAACCACUGCUUGGCUAGAUAGACCAUUUCCGUUUUUUCAUAAAUUAUGCGUAUCUUUUAUUUUAACACUUUUCAUAAUAGACAGAGAAUGUGAUUAAAAAUCUACCGACUUCAAAAAAUGUUUUUACUUGUUUUUUUUAUCCUUUGAUUACAUUAGUAAUGAACUUCAUAAUAAUAAUAUAAGGACAAUCGUGUAAUAAAAUACCAAAAAAACCCAAGAAAUUAAUAGUUUUGUCAAAUUUAAAAUUAAAGUAUUAUACAUUUCCCAUUCAGUAGUUUUUACUUCCAAAUUUGGAAUGGUGUAUUUUCUUGAGCUCAGUCCUAUCAAAAACAGAAAUCAAUACAAGAAAUUCAAUUUAACGUGCCUCUCCGUUUCCACCCUUAUGACAGUUAAUCGUUUUCGUCCGGCAAUUUAUCAUUUAAAGGGUACCCCCUUGUUUGUGACAACCGGAUUAUAUAACAAUAACCAUAUUUUUUCAUCCGUGUUGUCAAGGUUACUUAUUAAUAAAAAAAAAUAUCAAUAUAUUUUCGUUUCUGAAAUACGAAAAUCCCGUGCCAGCCACCUAAACUAACCAAAUUAACCCUAUUAACCUAACCCUAUUAGAAUCUUUAAAACGGUAAUUUUUUGAAGACCUACAGUUUUGCAAAUUCAUUUACGUAUAAAUGAAUUGUAACAUUCGUCCAGAGUCUCAUGAUUUAAUAUUAAAUUGUUUAUUUUGCAUUUUUUAGUCGAAUUUUAUAAUAAUUAUAAUUAUUAUCGAGGAGAUAAAUAGAAUAAUUGUGUGCAUAAUUCUAUAUGUACUGGACACAUUUUUGAGUUAUUAAUAAUAAUAAUAUUGAUAUUGAUAUACAUAGUGAUUUUUUUUAUCAUGAACCAGUAAUUAUCUCGUAGGAUUUUAAGUGAAUUUGAUUUCUGUUUUGUUUUUUUAACUGUUUUUUUUUUACUGUGGAAUUAUUAGGCUUUAUUUUUUUCUUUUUAUAAACAUAAAAUGUAUAACUCUUUCCUACUGUUCCGGUUUAAAUUUUAAACGGUUUUAACUCAUAAACGGUAAAUCUGAUAUUAGUGUUAUGCAUACCGAAAUUCAUAUGAAAAAUAAUAUCCUCUAUUCAAAUUUGUUUCCGAAAAGGGGGUUCCUAUUUAAAAAAAAAAAGUACUUAUAAACUUAUUCAAGGUAGUUAGGUAUAUGGAAUAUGAGUAAAAAUUAAAAAUAUUUUAAAAUAAAAUUUAAACGAUUCCACAAUGAUUAAAAAAAAAAAAAAAAAACAUCGAGAUAAUAUCGAAUACUGCAGUUUCAUAAGCACAUCAUUAACAUUAAUACAUUCUACUGCCCUCCUCUUGCCUUCUUCGGUUAUAAUAUUCUGCAUUUUUUUCAAUCCGUUUCUAAUUUUUAUUUUCAGAUUAUAACAGCGCCAUAAGAAGAUCGGCGGCGGUCACCGGACAAAUACAACAGCCAGUUAUGAACAACACUAUGAAUGCCGGCAGCGGCGUACUGCCGCAACACUUGGGUCUCCAUCAUUACUACGACUGUCCUAAGUUUUGUUAACGAAAAAAAACAACAUUGCGAUAUUCGCAUGUCAGAUUUUCACAUUUCAUACAAUAUUAGCAAAACCGAAUUAAAGUCGUUGAAAACUCGGUGAAACCCGUAAAAUUACCGUAUAGGUACAAUAUUAUCAGAUUUCGGUUAUUUGUAAAACACUUUAUACAAAUAUUUUGUACACAAUUUACGAGUCGAACUUUUUGUAAAAAACUUAUGGAUAAAAUUUUAAAUCCAAACAAAAGUUUACAUCGCAGAAAUAUUCAUAAAACAUAUUAGGUUAUCGCAUACGCUUUUAUUCGAAAAUUAUGGUUUUCGCUUUCAAUAAAAUAUUCUACCGUAUAACUUAUUGUUAUCGCGAUAAAACAAAAUAAAAAAUAAAUAUAAAACCCAUAACCUAAAAAAUGCACAUAAAAAAUAUUGCACACUAUAUAAUAACUGGCUAAAAUAUAAUCCGAGAACAGUGUGAAAUAAAACGAUUUAGUGAAAAAAAUUACUCGCCCUCCUCAGAAAAACUUUUUAAACAACAAUAAUAAUUACGAUUCGGGAAAAGUUCAACGUUCGGUUACGUAGAAAGUUUUCGUUUUCAUUGUUAUUUGAGUUUAAGUAAAUGUCGACGAAAUAUACAGCCAAAGCGUGCGUGUAUACCAUCCCCUCCCCUCCCCUCCCCUCACCAUAAAAAAUAACGCGUAACGCGAAAAUGAAUUUAUGACCUCCCGGGACGUAUGCAAAAAGAAAAAAAAAAACGCGGUAUAGCGGUUACGUCUAAGAAGCGUAAUUUUUUUCGUUUUAUUUUUUAAUUCAAUUAGGUACGUACAUUAAUUAUAUAAUUUACUCAUUAACAUUAUUUAAGCAUGUAAUAUAUUAGUAUUAUUUAUAUUUGCCAAACUGUUGUACAUAAUAUUGUAAUACUGUUGAAACGCGAAAGUUUGACAUUUCGUGUUGGAAAAAAAAAAAAAAAGGCUGAAAAUAAAAUAAUAAAAUGAUUUAUGACAAUAAGUAAUAUUAUAUGAUAUGUAUACUAAUAUAAUUUUACAAUAUGAUGAUACAUAAUGGUUGUAUAUAUAGAUAUUUUAUUUUUUUAGGAUUUAUAUUUUAUGUAAACUACUAUGUAACCUGUAC